AACCUUCUGUGGGGCGUCCCUUUAAAGGAAUAACCAACAAAGGUACAGCUGCACUCACAGACCCACAGACCUCACUCACAAGGUUAUGGUAUAGAACCUGACAGAAGAAACAAUCAAUGACCUCGACGGUGAAUGAAGUCUUCUCAGGAAAUGGAUCUCGUGAAUAUAAAUCAGCAAUCUGUUCAUCUGAAUGAUACGAACGCCAACAAAGAUAAAGACCCAGACUGCAGAAAUGAUGCUGAGACAGAAGAGGAACCUUUGCUCCGAGAAAACCACAGACGGUUUGUCGUCUUCCCCAUCCAGUACCCCGACAUCUGGAAGAUGUACAAGCAGGCACAGGCCUCAUUCUGGACGGUGGAGGAGGUCGACCUUUCCAAAGAUUUGGUACACUGGGACCGUUUGAAACCAGAGGAGAAACACUUCAUCUCUCAUGUGCUUGCCUUCUUUGCUGCCAGUGAUGGCAUUGUAAAUGAGAACCUGGUGCAAAGGUUCUGCCAGGAGGUGCAGGUCCCUGAAGCUCGCUCCUUCUACAGCUUCCAGAUCCUCAUAGAGACUGUUCAUUCAGAGAUGUACAGCAUGCUCAUCAACACUUACAUCAGAGACCUGAAGGAAAGGGACUACUUAUUCAAUGCCAUUCAGACUAUGCCUUGUGUGAAGAGAAAAGCAGACUGGGCCCUCCAGUGGAUAAACGACAGUCAAUCCCCAUUUGGGGAGCGGAUUGUGGCCUUUGCAGCAGUGGAGGGCAUCUUCUUCUCCGGCUCAUUCGCUGCUAUCUAUUGGCUCAAGAAGAGAGGACUAAUGCCAGGCCUUACUUACUCCAACGAGCUGAUUAGCAGGGAUGAGGGCUUGCACUGUAACUUUGCCUGCCUGCUGUACAGCUACCUCAACAAGAAGCCAUCAGAGGAUCGUGUGAAGGACAUAAUCACCAAAGCUGUCAGCAUCGAGCAGGAGUUUCUGACAGAAGCCUUGCCGGUCGAUCUCAUUGGAAUCAACUGCUGUCUGAUGAGGCAGUACAUUGAGUUUGUGGCUGACCGGCUUCUCGCAGACCUUGGUCUGGCCAAGGUCUACCUAGCAGAAAAUCCAUUUGACUUCAUGGAAUCUAUCUCACUGGAGGGGAAAACAAACUUCUUUGAGAAACGCGUUGCAGAGUAUCAGCGAUUUGGCGUUAUGUCAAGCAUGGUAGACGGCGAAUUCACUCUGGAUGCAGACUUCUAAAUCUGAGAUUUACUACUGUUACAUAUUUGUUUACCUAAUUUUCUUGUUUUAAAUUAUUUACAAAAAAAGUUCAAAUAUGGCUACUAUACUAUAAUAGUACAGUAGUAUAAUAACAGGUUAAAGCAGCUCUUUUAUGGAACAAUGUACAAAUGUUAAUACAGUUUGAGUUUCUCUGCAGUCAGUAUAGCCUGCACAGUGUUAGAGGACGAAACAGAUACCCUCAAGAAGCACUAUUAAUAGCUAUUCAUGACUCCUACAAACUGAAGGAUUGGUACGUGGUCUAGGUUUUGGGUAAACAAUAAGUGGAAUGGUAGAGGUGAUAAUUAUGUAUAUCAUGGGUCUGAAGAUGAUUAAGAUAAAUAUGAUAUUUUAUUGAGCCAGCAGUACUGGCUACCUGGUUUUUUUUUUU
Notolabrus celidotus (New Zealand spotty) is the source of this 1624-nucleotide messenger RNA. It is a transcript of the gene rrm2b, whose product is annotated as ribonucleotide reductase M2 b. The transcript is spliced from 9 exons. Gene Ontology annotation, biological process: deoxyribonucleotide biosynthetic process. The record is from RefSeq and is a predicted model, not a curated record. NCBI's taxonomy places the organism in Eukaryota, Metazoa, Chordata, Actinopteri, Labriformes, Labridae. Gene Ontology annotation, cellular component: cytosol. Bases 133 to 1215 code for a protein of 360 amino acids. Gene Ontology annotation, molecular function: ribonucleoside-diphosphate reductase activity, thioredoxin disulfide as acceptor.